Populus trichocarpa (black cottonwood) is the source of this 1548-nucleotide messenger RNA. RefSeq lists its product as uncharacterized. Gene Ontology annotation, molecular function: structural constituent of ribosome; 5S rRNA binding. Gene Ontology annotation, biological process: translation. Bases 443 to 1228 code for a protein of 261 amino acids. The record is from RefSeq and is a predicted model, not a curated record. NCBI's taxonomy places the organism in Eukaryota, Viridiplantae, Streptophyta, Magnoliopsida, Malpighiales, Salicaceae. Gene Ontology annotation, cellular component: ribosome; cytosolic large ribosomal subunit. The transcript is spliced from 3 exons.
CCAAAACAUUGCCUUUGACAUCCAUAAUAUCUCCAAAACCUUUUUAGAUUUUUAUAUUUAGAGUUUGUUUGUUUUUGUAUUUAAAAAAUAUUUCAAAAAAAAUUUAAAUUUAAAUUUUAUUUUAAAUUAAUAUAUUUUUAAUGAUUUUGGAUAUAUAUUUAUGUUAAAAAUAAAUUUUAAAAAAUAAAAAUAUAUUAUUUUAAUAUAUUUUUAAAUAACAAAAAUAUUUUUAAAAGCAAACUUUCCCUUUUUCAUUUUUAUUUUAAUCUUUUCGUACAUAUUUCAUGAAGAUAUCCUCUGCACCAUAAAAAUAUAUUUUGAAAACCACCCCACAUUUGCAUCUGUAGGGCAUAUGAAAUACACUCAAAUUUUAAAGCCCCAACACCCCACCCGCACCUUAAACCCCUAAAAUCUGCAACUCAAAACACCUAAAAAUAACACAAUGGCCAAGUGGUGGCGAAGCCUGAGGACGGCAAUCCAAUCCCCACAACAGCCAUUAUCACCACCGCAACCAUUUCAAUCUUCACGUUACCACACAAUCCAAGCAAUACCUCGAGAGGUUGUAGGCAGCAGAGUUUCAGCUAGAGAAAGAGAGCAAGGUAGAAUCCCUGCUGUGGUUUUCUCUCAGAGUCUCCUUGAUAUAAACCCGUCAAAUCGGUAUACAUCUAGGAAGAGAUUAUUGACUACUGAGAAAAAGCAGAUUCUAGCCAUUCUUAAGUCCGUAGAAAUCCCUUUCUUUUGCUCCACUACUUUCCCUCUUCAGAUCCGAGCUGGGACCGGGUCAUCGGUUUUGCUUGAAUCCGGAACUGUAUUGCCCAUUAAGAUACAUAGGGAUGAAAAGACAGGGAAGAUAUUGAAUUUGGUGUUUGCUUGGGCUGAUGAAGGAACUGAGAUGAAAGUUGACGUGCCGGUUGUUUUCAAAGGAGAAGAAAAUUGUCCCGGUCUUAAGAAAGGAGGCCAUUUGAAGAUGAUGAGAAGUACUCUAAAAUAUCUCUGCCCAGCUGAACACAUUCCUCAAAAAAUUGAGGUGGACAUAAGCAAUCUAGAUAUUGAAGAUGGAUUAUUCAUGCGUGAUAUCGAGGUUCAUUCAUCGUUGAAGCUUUUGAGUAAGAAUGAGAACAUGCCUGUAUGUAAGAUUGUAGCAACAAAUUUGGAUACCCCAGAAUCCGCGGCAUUGAAUUUAGAAAGCUCAGAACCUGCAGAGAAACAGCCAGUGGAGUGCCUGUGAAUCACCUCAGCAGAAAAGAUUAGCAACCCCAAUGUUAGAAGUUUAGAAUAAUAACUUUGUUGUUUUGUCUAGAUUAUGGCUUGCGUUGGUGUUUUGGGAUUCUCAAACUAAGGAAGACAUUCAUGGAUAGAUACUUAGGCAUGUUAUAUUUAUGCUUUUAGCAUCUUAGUUACUUUGUUGGUAGGUUGCAUUAGUUGCUGCUAAAUGAUGCAUGAAUGUAUCAAACAUGAAAAACUGAGAUGGCUUAUGACUAUGUUCUUUUUUUUUUUUCUUUCUCAAUGGAUAAUUAUAUCAAAAACUUGAAAAUUCAGAUUGUAAAA